Molecule: messenger RNA, 4078 nt
Organism: Asterias rubens (European starfish)
Lineage: Eukaryota; Metazoa; Echinodermata; Asteroidea; Forcipulatida; Asteriidae
Product: ral guanine nucleotide dissociation stimulator-like
Exons: 17
Coding region: 437-2731 (764 amino acids)
Biological process (GO): positive regulation of GTPase activity; Ras protein signal transduction
Cellular component (GO): plasma membrane
Molecular function (GO): guanyl-nucleotide exchange factor activity
Source: RefSeq, a predicted model, not a curated record
UUUGGGCCGAUCGGCAAGCGCAAGGUGUCAUCGUUAUUUUCUUGUGUUCGACCUCAUGGAUUUCAUCACGUAGCUGUCGGUUCUGCUAGCUAAUCGCUGAGCUCGUAGUCCCACUUAUAGGAUUUGGAGCUUGUGCAACCUGCUCAGCAGUCUAUGAAAAGAAAACUACUGUGUGGAAACUUUGUUCCUGAAUAUAUUUUGGGAAAUUACAAACAUGUAAAUUGCUUUUCCUGUGAGUAUACAGAUGUCAUUCUGCAGAAAGAUUUUUACAAUGAGUUGUGAGAAUCACGAGCGGUGUUUUUGUUUUGGGUGUUUAGUCGCUCAUUCGGAUCUGGAAGUGACUAUAAAAGGGAGCGGAUUGUGGCGUGUCUGUUUUUUGGUGUAUUGUGGAGAGUUCUCGGCCGAACUUUUUUCUGUGGAGUGUUGAUUAGUGGAUAUGGGACAAAAUCAGUGCAGCUUGGAUUUAAAUACUAGGGAUUCCACAUGCAGCACCCAUGCGUUUAGGGCAUCAUGGUUAAACAAAGAGGGUGCCAUGAAAUUAUGGAAGGAGGAGAAGCAGAAUGGUGCAAUAUACAAUGUCUACCUGAAGAGGGUUCGUUACAGGCACUCUGUAGCGUCCAUCAUGGAAGAGGGGACCGCAGAGCAGAACUCUGGUCUUGAGUGGGAGACCGUCAAGGUGAAGACGAUCAAGGCAGCCCCACUGGAGACCCUUGUGGAGUACCUCCCAGUUGCCCUGGAAGAGAUGGACUCUAGCUACAUCAACAUCUUCUUCACAACGUACCAGACGUUCACUAAUAAGAUGCAGGUUCUUCAGAUCUUAUUGGACAGGUACAAGACGGGCAAAGUCCAUGGUAAUUUAUCAGAGGAGCAAAUACAAAAGAAUAUCCGUUCUGUGAUCCUGAUGUGGUUAGAUGAGAAUCUGGAUGACUUCAAGCAACCUCCCAACUAUCCCUGUCUCACUCUGCUGCAUGAGUUUGCUAGAGGGAUCUUUGAUCUUGAGAUGGCAGAGAGAGCAAAGAGGAGGAUCGAGUUCUUCAAAGAAGAAGCUUCCCAAAGUGAGAUGAGCAAUCAGCUGGCAUACCAGGCUAGCAUGUGCGAUGAAGUGGAGGGAGUCAUGAUGGAUAAUAUGUACAUGGACAUCAAGAAUGUUGACAGUAGGCAGCUGGCCCAGCAGCUCACAUGUAUGGAUGCUGAUCUCUUCAGGAAGGUGAACCUGCAGCACUGUCUAGGCGGCCUGUGGUCUCGAAGGAGCAAGAAGAUCGGCGGUUACCACGACGUCCUGUCCGUCAAAGCUACCGUGACACAGUUCAACGAUGUCACUGAUCGUGUCAUGACGACUGUCAUGGAGAACAAGACAUUGAAGUCGCAUGAGAGGGCAGCAAUUAUCAAGAAAUGGAUUGAAGUAGCUCAGGUUUGUCGUGAAAUGAAGAAUUUCUCCUCGUCCAAAGCCAUCAUAUCUGGACUCCAGACUCAUCCUGUGUACAGACUCAAGAAAGUGUGGAAUGCAGUACCAAGGGCUCAUGUACUUUUAUUCGAGGACCUGGCAAGCAUAUUCAUGGAUGAUAAUAACUUUGGAGUGAGUCGAGACCUGCUUAUUAAGGAGGGAACGGCCAAGUUUGCCUAUGUAGACUCGCCUCGGAUAUCAAGGAAACCCGUUCUGAACCUGGUACGGAGACUAAGCGGGGAUAAGAGCACCUCACCGCGAAGAGAAACUGCUCGAAUGCAUGGAACCGUUCCGUAUCUAGGCACCUUCCUGACGGAUCUGAUCAAGAUAGACGCCGCUAACCAAGACCUUAUUGAGGAUCAUCUUAUCAACUUUGAGAAGAAAAGAAAGGAAUUUGAGGUGAUCGCUCAGAUCAGGCUGUUGCAGAAUGCUGCUAAGAAUUACCAGAUUGAGUUAACGUCAGACUUCAGGAAUUGGUUCAGCAACAUGAUUGUGCUGACCUAUGAGGAAUGCUGUGAGUUAUCAGAAGAGAUUGAAACAAGUUCCUCAUCACCGUCUCCGUUCACAUCACAAGCAGAUAUUAGGAAGUCAUUAUCAUUCAGGAGAUUCUUCAGUUACACAGCAGAAGACACAAGCAGCAGAACAAACAGCACAAAGAGUCACCGAAGCAGCAGUAGUAUAAGUAGUACCAGCUCCACAGGCUCCGGUGAAACCCCCUCCUUGGAAGAUGGUAUGAGCUUCUCCAGUAGUGAGUCGCAUGCCACGUCCAUCAACGGCGGGGAGAAUCUACCGCUGAGGAGGGGGGAGCAGAGACGGACGACAAUGGGGGUGAAGGAAAAGGAAAAGCCGAUGAGGAAGAUUUCUGCAUCCUACUCUUUGACCGACCUGACGCAGCUGAUUAUUCCUGAGAAACACAAGAGCCCCCCUCCGUUUCCAACGGAUGCCUGUCGAAUCGUUAGAGUGUCGCUGGAGGGGAGCGAGUGCAAUGUCUACAAGAGUAUUGUGAUCACACAACAGGAACACACACCAUCAGUCAUUAAGAAGGCAGCUGAGAAGCAUAACCUACCUCCCGAGGAGAAUUUAUCACAGUUCAUACUGGUACAACUACUACCCCUGGGAGAGCUCCCAAUACCUGACAACGGUAACGUGUAUUAUGCAAUGAACACAACAGCAGAACCCGACUUUAUGCUUAAACGACGGCCGCCACCAGGCACAGUGAUCAAACGAAAUACCACCAAGUUAAGACGGAGUCGGAAAUCCUGGGUUCGAGAGAGUCUGGACACGUGACAUGGGCUGACUUGAGGGGUACACCUCAGUAUUGUAAAUUUUUAAAGAUUGUUUUCUAAUGAAGUGAGUUUUAGUUCAAGAAAACUUGAUUAACGAGCAGCUGAAUCUCAUUGUGAUUGUUUACAUGUCAAGUUGUCAUGGUGAUUGUCUGCAGCUCAACACUUGUAGGACUUGUCUUGCCACUCAAAAAGUCAAAGCCAUCAUUGCUGAUCAUCUGCUACUCGAAACUCGUCGAUCAUCUGCUGCUCAACACUUGGCCAUUAUUGGCAACUCAAAAGCCGAGUCUCACAGAGUGUUUGCAUCUCAAAUUGUCUUGGUGAUUUGUCAGCAAUUCGACACUCGUCGAAAUUGUCCUGCCACUCAAAAGUCAGUCCUCAAUGCUGAUUAUCUGCUACUCAAAACUCAGCGGUUGUCUGCAACUCAAAAAGCUGAAUCGCAUUGUGAUUGUUAGCGUCUCAAAAUGUCUCGGUGAUUGUCUCUAUAAAACUUGCCACGAGUAGGAAUCGUCCUGCCGCUCAAAAGUCACAGCCAUCGAUGCUGAUCAUCUGCUACUCAAAACUUGACGAUUGUCUGCAACUCAUGAAGCUGAAUCUUAUCUAGAGUGUUUACAUCUCAAAAUGUCUCAGUGAUUGUCUACAACUCGACACUCAUAGGAAUUGUCCUUCCACCUUAAAAUUCACAGCCAUCAAUGCUGAUCAUCUGCUACUCAAAAUAUCGGCAAUUGUCUGCAACUCAAACAGCUGAACCCCCUUGAGAGUGUUUACAACUCAAACUGCUCGGUGGUUGUCUACAACUCGACACUCGUAGGAAUCAUCCUGCCACUCAAAAGUCACAGCCAUCGAUGCUGAUAAUCUGCUACUCAAAACUCGGCGAGUGUCUGCAAAUCAAAACUCACAGCCGUUUGUAUAGUGAUCUUCGACAAGUCAAACCUCAUACAGGUCGUCUGCACAGAUCCUGGUGUAAACUUGGACCACAUCAAACUGGCAAUUUGUCUACAAUUUUUCUACAUUCCUUACCCAGACUGCAAUUUUUGGUUCAGCUGGGGCCCAACUUUUUUCCCUUGCAGCCAUAUUCUGGUAGUAGUUAUAAGGAAAACGAAAUGGCUCCUCGACACGAUAAAUAUAAAAUACUUUGAUUGAAAGAAACUUGCAAAAUGUAUUUUUAUGUACAUGUAUUGGACACAGCGUUUUAGCUAGCGAGCCGUGCACCCGUGUUUUGCACGGCCAGUUUUGUGAAAUCACGGCCUAUUUUUUCAAGCACGGCCUGGCGGUGUAAAUCUAGCCGUGCACUAUUUAAUUAUACGUUUGUGUAAUCUAGAUAUCAGGCAUGAGAAUCUUCCGGUUUAAA